Messenger RNA from Mustela lutreola (European mink), 2416 nucleotides. It is a transcript of the gene RAB11A, whose product is annotated as RAB11A, member RAS oncogene family. Lineage: Eukaryota; Metazoa; Chordata; Mammalia; Carnivora; Mustelidae. The coding region runs from base 142 to 792 and encodes 216 amino acids. Gene Ontology annotation, cellular component: axon; transport vesicle; postsynaptic recycling endosome. Gene Ontology annotation, molecular function: GTPase activity; GTP binding. The record is from RefSeq and is a predicted model, not a curated record. The transcript is spliced from 5 exons. Gene Ontology annotation, biological process: melanosome transport; exocytosis; neurotransmitter receptor transport, endosome to postsynaptic membrane.
GCGGAAGUGUCGUAGGGGCAGGGAGGGGUUCUUUACCCGGUCCGGCAGCUGAAGCUCGGCUCUCGGGUUACCCCUGCAGCGACGCCCCCUGGUCCCACCGAUACCACUGCUGCUCCCGCCCCUUCGCUCCUCGGCCGCGCAAUGGGCACCCGCGACGACGAGUACGACUAUCUCUUCAAAGUUGUCCUUAUUGGAGAUUCUGGUGUUGGGAAGAGUAAUCUCUUAUCUCGAUUUACUCGAAAUGAAUUUAAUCUUGAAAGUAAGAGCACCAUUGGAGUAGAGUUUGCAACAAGAAGCAUCCAGGUUGAUGGGAAGACCAUAAAGGCACAGAUAUGGGACACGGCAGGGCAGGAGCGAUACCGAGCUAUAACAUCAGCAUACUAUCGUGGAGCUGUAGGUGCCUUAUUGGUGUAUGACAUUGCUAAACAUCUCACAUAUGAAAAUGUAGAACGAUGGCUGAAAGAACUGAGAGAUCACGCUGAUAGUAACAUUGUUAUCAUGCUUGUGGGCAAUAAGAGUGAUUUGCGUCAUCUCAGGGCAGUUCCUACAGAUGAAGCAAGAGCGUUUGCAGAAAAGAAUGGUUUGUCAUUCAUUGAGACUUCAGCCCUAGACUCUACAAAUGUAGAAGCUGCUUUUCAGACAAUUCUGACAGAGAUCUACCGCAUUGUUUCCCAGAAGCAAAUGUCAGACAGACGUGAAAAUGACAUGUCUCCAAGCAACAAUGUGGUUCCUAUUCAUGUUCCACCAACCACUGAAAACAAGCCAAAGGUGCAGUGCUGUCAGAACAUAUAAGGCGUUUCUCUUCUCCCCUAGAAGGCUGUGUAUAGUCCAUUUCCCAGGUCUGAGAUUUAAAUAUAUUUGUAAUUCUUGUGGUCACUUUGUGUUUUAUUACUUCUCAUACUUAUGGAUUUUCUCAUGUCUUAAGUCUUUUGAUUUUAGCUUUAUAAAAUCAUCCACUUGUCCCGAACGACUGCAGCUUUUUUUCAUGCUUUGGCUUCACUAGCCUUAGUUUAAUAAACUGAAUGUUUGGAUUCCUCAGUUAUUGUUUACUUUUCAUCAUGGAAGCCUGUCACUCUAGGACAUAUUAGAACUUGAUCACUUGAAGCUCAGACCUAUUGGUCUUGAUCAAACUAAGAAGACUUUAGAAGAAAUAAGCUAUCAGUUUGCCACAGAGCAGCUUAUAAUUCAUACACUCUUCUCUCAAUGUAGUGUAUAUUUCCACAAAUCUAAGAAUUUCCCUAUAAACAGCAGGAUUUUGAGAGCUUGAAAAUUUUCCAUUAUUCUGGAAAUCAAUUUCUAAAAUGCCUUAAUAGGAUUAAGUAGUUUAGUAAAUUUUGUUUUUUAAUUUUUGUAAGCAUCAAAGUUGAUUAGAGAGGGGGACACUUUUUCUGGACAAGAAUUAUCUUAAUAAACAAAAGACUGUUUUAUGGUUUCAGUAGCAGUGUGGUUAUGGAGCCAUAUGUUAAACGAUGCUGCCUGGCAGGCUGGGAACUUGAGAGACUGGUGGAAUUCCAUCUGAGAUGCCUCUGUUGAAAUGAUCAGGCAGCCCGAUUCAUUGAACUCAUCUAAUUUCCUGGCAGUAGAUUAUGUGGCAUUUUAUUGCUCAGGCAAUAACUGAUUUAAUGCUGUUAGUAUCAAAUUGUGAAGUGUUAAUUUUGUCUUAAAACCUUCCAGUAAAUGAAAUGCAACCUAGUUUUAUCACCAUAUCUAUCAGCAGGCAUGGAUGAUUAUUUUAACAAUGCUAAUUUUUGAGUUUUGCAAUAUAUUAAGGAAUACAGUCCAGUUAAAUAUCUGGUGUCAGUAUGUCUGAAGAAUAUAGUGAGAGGUUACUUUCUGCUCAAGUGGUACCACUUAACGGCAUGUAUUCUUUUAGUAUGUAGUACCUUGAGUUUAAAUAGAAUGCAUUUAGGCAUUAUACAAACCUGAACUACUUUUUCCCCAUUACAUUAUUAAAAUCGGUGGAGCAACUAGUUUCCCAUUUAGAAAUGUGCACUACUAAUACUGAAUUUUACUUUCUUGUGGAUAAUAUUAAGCACUUACUCUGCAGUGUUCUGAAAGUUGUGUCAACUGAAUUGAUACUAUUCAGGAUGGUGGAAUAUCCCCCAAGUACAAAAAUAUGUGUGUGUGGGCUUGCAUAGAUUACUAUGUUUCAUAGUUAAUCUAUCUUUUGCGGUGCUCAUGACGUGUGGGGCACACGGAAGGCAUUGCUGUGGUCAGUCUUUUUGGUUUUCUUCUGUAGCCACUUAUUAUUUUAGAGUAUUAGUUGGUUAUGAAGAUACUAUUAUCUAUUUGUAAAUCGCUACUUUGUAUUUUAUGCAUGCUCUGUAACUUGAUUUAUUUUUGUUUUAAUUUUAUUUUUUAGUUAUUGAUUUGGAAUAUAUUCACAUUCUAAUAAACAGUUAUAGGGGGACUAUUC